CUCCUUCUAGUAACACUCCAUUUCCCUUCUAAAAAAAAAAAAAUCCAAACAUGGCUUUAGUUCGUGAUCGCCGUCAACUUAAUCUCCGUCUUCCUUUACCGGAACCCUCCGAACGCCAUCCUCGUUUCCCCUUACCCCUCCCUCCCACCACCACCUCCACCGUUAACUCCGCCGUCAACACCACCGCCGCCACCACUACAACAAUCUCAAUUUCCGACCUCGAAAAACUUAAGGUUCUCGGUCACGGUAACGGUGGAACUGUCUACAAAGUCCGUCACAAACGGACUUCCGUUAUCUACGCUCUCAAAGUCGUUCAUGGUGAUAGUGACCCGGAAAUUCGACGUCAAAUCCUCCGUGAAAUCUCAAUACUUCGACGGACGGAUUCACCUUACGUCAUCAAGUGCCACGGUGUCAUCGAUAUGCCAGGUGGAGAUAUCGGUAUACUUAUGGAGUAUAUGAACGCUGGCACACUUGAAAAUCUUCUUAAAUCACAAACAGCUUUUACAGAAGAAUGUUUAGCGAAAAUCGCUAAGCAAGUACUUGGUGGUCUAGACUACUUGCACAACCACAAAAUCAUACACAGAGAUUUAAAACCUGCAAAUCUUCUAGUAAAUCGUGAAAUGGAAGUGAAAAUAGCAGAUUUUGGAGUGAGUAAAAUCAUGUGUAGGACUUUGGAUCCUUGUAAUUCGUAUGUUGGAACUUGUGCUUAUAUGAGUCCAGAAAGGUUUGAUCCAGAUACUUAUGGAGUUAAUUACAAUGGUUAUGCAGCUGAUAUUUGGAGUUUAGGGUUAACUUUAAUGGAACUUUACAUGGGUCACUUUCCGUUUUUGCCACCGGGUCAACGACCCGACUGGGCUACACUAAUGUGCGCUAUAUGCUUUGGUGAGCCGCCUAGUUUGCCUGAAGGAGCAACGGAAAGUUUUAAGGAUUUUAUCAAGUGUUGUUUGCAAAAAGAGUCUAGUAAGAGAUGGAGCGCUCACCAAUUGUUGCAACAUCCAUUUAUGAGGAGUAUCGAUUUGUAAUCCCCGUAAAAGAGACAUCCGAGUUGUUUUGUAAAUAGAACGGGAUGUUUUUUAUUUUUGGGUUCACUUUUUUGUAUAUUCUUUCUAUCUGAAUCAUUCUCUCUGUACUAGAAAAAGUGAUCCAUUUCCGCAGCAAAAGUUCAUUUGUGGAAUUUUGGGACCUAACGAAUUCAAUCUUUUUCCAACA
Molecule: messenger RNA, 1209 nt
Organism: Lycium barbarum (goji berry)
Lineage: Eukaryota; Viridiplantae; Streptophyta; Magnoliopsida; Solanales; Solanaceae
Product: mitogen-activated protein kinase kinase 9
Exons: 1
Coding region: 51-1022 (323 amino acids)
Biological process (GO): protein phosphorylation
Cellular component (GO): cytoplasm
Molecular function (GO): ATP binding; protein serine/threonine kinase activity
Source: RefSeq, a predicted model, not a curated record